Capsella rubella is the source of this 1064-nucleotide messenger RNA. RefSeq names its product TOG array regulator of axonemal microtubules protein 2. The transcript has 5 exons. Gene Ontology annotation, cellular component: cytoplasmic microtubule. Gene Ontology annotation, molecular function: microtubule binding. NCBI's taxonomy places the organism in Eukaryota, Viridiplantae, Streptophyta, Magnoliopsida, Brassicales, Brassicaceae. Bases 93 to 986 code for a protein of 297 amino acids. Gene Ontology annotation, biological process: microtubule cytoskeleton organization. The record is from RefSeq and is a predicted model, not a curated record.
UUGAUUAUUCCAUUUCCACUCAGAACAAUUUUAAAAUCUCAAAAAAAAAAAAAUCUCUCUUUGUCUCUUUGAAUUCUCAAAAAUUUGCAUCAAUGGCGUUGAGGAACAUUGAAAAUGCGCUUCCGAUCUCACAGGAACGACCUAAGAAGUUGGCUAAACUCUCAAAGCAACCGGAGAUAUGUCUGAACGAUGAAAACAACACAGUUGCUGUGCCUGAAUCGACUGUUGAAUACGUUGCUUCCGAGAAUCUCAAACCAAUUCAAGAUCCUGAAUCAUCUGUUAAGAGGUUAGUAGAAGAAUUAGCAUCGAAGGAUUGGAUUAAAGUAUGCGAGUCACUGAACAACACAAGGAGAUUUGCAAUUCAUCACUCUUCUCUGUUGCUACCAAUACUGGAAAAGCUUAUAGUUGUGAUGGUGAAGGCAAUGAAGAAUCCUAGAAGUGCAUUGUGCAAGACUUCGAUUAUGACUUGUUCUGAUAUCUUCAAUGCUUAUGGGGAAAAGUUACUUGAAGGACCUCAUUUGAAAUCAAUGGAUGAUCUGCUGUUGCAGUUGCUGAUGAAAGCUUCACAAGACAAGAAGUUUGUGUGUGAAGAAGCAGACAAAGCGCUGAACACAAUGGUUAACUCGGUGGCUCGUUUGCCUCUUUUGAGUAAACUCCAGACUUAUGUCCGUCACAGUAACCCUCGUGUCAGGGCCAAAGCUGCUGUGUCUACUUCCAACUGCGUUUCUAAAAUGGAGUUGAAUGAAAUGGAAGAGUUUGGGAUGGUUCUGCUUGCGCAAAUGGCUGCGGAUUUGUUGAGUGACAAGUUGCCGGAGGCAAGGGAAGCAGCGAGGAGUAUGGUCAACUCGGUUUUCCAGAAAUUUACAUGGAAUGCAGAAGAAGAAGACGAAGAAGGAAGCAAACAAGAAGCUUGGCAGAAGUUUUGUGAAAAGAAUGUAACAGGGCUCAACGUACAAGCCAUGAUCAAGAUUGUCUCAUCUCAAUAAAUGUUAAAAGUUGUUGUUCUCUUUGAUUCAUGUAAAAUACGUUUUUACAUGAUAUAACAAUCUUUCUACUUUUUCCUA